Molecule: messenger RNA, 1082 nt
Organism: Theileria parva strain Muguga
Lineage: Eukaryota; Apicomplexa; Aconoidasida; Piroplasmida; Theileriidae
Exons: 1
Coding region: 75-1067 (330 amino acids)
Source: RefSeq, a predicted model, not a curated record
CCACAGUUUAAUCUUGUGUUAAAUUUUACACAUUUAAAUUAUGUAAUUUUUGUGAGUGGAUUAUUCAAUUUUCAAUGGAAUUUGUCAGUGGAAUUUUUCUUGUGUUUUGGUGUUCAAUCACCGGAAUUCUCUGUAAUAUAAAAGCUUCUAAUCUUCCAAAAUUUAAUAAUAAUCAUCUAAAAUUAAAUAAUUAUAGAAAAUAUAAUUAUAAUUAUAGUUUUGUAACUUCUCCCGUAAAUAUCAUAACUUCUACGAAAUCAAGAUUAAACGCGUUAAAUAAUGAGAAUACAGCUGUUUUAACCGAGAAAUCAGUAAAUACCGAGGACACUAAUGUCAUAGUGACUAAACACUCCGAUAGAAAAAUUUUACCUUUAACAUUAAACUUGGUAAAGCCUUCAGAUAAACUAAAAUAUAUAAAAACAAAGUGUGAAAAUAUUAAAGUUAAAAUUUAUGAUUUAUUAUACCCUAAAGAUUGUUCUCCUGAGGUGUUGAAAUUUAUAAAUUAUAAACACUUUGAGCGGUUCUUAUUAUCAUUUUAUUCCGCAAUUACUAUGAAUAUUAAGUUCAAUAAUACGCCAGAAACUGUUGCUAAAUCUCUGGAGGAAAACUCUGUCAAAAGUGGUAACAAAGUGCUAACAAUGUUCACGAGUUUAAUGUUUAAGGAUUUUUUUGGUAAAGUUAUUAAUUACUAUUGGUUCAAUAAGGUUAAUCUCUCGAGUUUCCCCAGGUUCUACCGUAUCUCGAGUACUGUGAUCUACAGUGUCCUGGGCCUUUUGGACUCUGUGAUAAAUUACAAAUUACUGGAGCCGAAAACUGUAUUAUUUGCUAUAAAUAAUGUUUUUAAACAACUGUCACUGCUAACAUUGAAUAAUCUGAAUAACCUCUACACUCAGGAGAAAAAUCUGGUUGUCAGGGAUAACAAUUACAUUUUUGACCUUUUGGGCAUGUCGUUGGGGCUUCUGGUGUCACAUUUAUUGAAUAAAUUUGACACUUUUAAAUUCACCACAGUGAUUACCAAUUUUAUCGCAAACAACUUGACUUCCUACUACAUAACAACUUUAAAGUAAUUUAAUAACAUAUAC